Molecule: messenger RNA, 4918 nt
Organism: Drosophila ananassae
Lineage: Eukaryota; Metazoa; Arthropoda; Insecta; Diptera; Drosophilidae
Product: actin cytoskeleton-regulatory complex protein PAN1
Exons: 7
Coding region: 601-4113 (1170 amino acids)
Source: RefSeq, a predicted model, not a curated record
UCAGUUUAUUCGCGCUUUCCGCCGGAGCAGCUUGGGAAGAGCUCGUGUUUUCCGGGGCUGGCACCUCCGCAUUGGCCAAGAAACGAGAAUUUUCCGCGAGUUCAGCUGGCUAAAGGGACCAUCAUUACAAUUAAAAUAGUUCAUAUUCCAGUGAUCAGUGAUAGAUCCCGAAAAAAGGAUACAAUACGCAAGGAUAUAAAUCGGCAGGUCAAGUGGUCCUCUAGUUGUUUUCCCGUCGGUGGCCCUCACUAGAUGGCUUUGACAUUGGCGCCACAUUUGCAUCCGGGCAGGUGUAAAUAUUCAUUUCUGUAGCUGGCAAGUUGCUGCCUGCUUUUAGCAUAAUUAAGCGCAUUAGGGCGGGUCUGCACCAGCCCCGCCCCCUGCAGCCAACAGUCCUGCUCCUGCAACUCUCGUCCUGCAGCGUCCUGCGGCGCCACAAGGAAAGGACAAAAAACUUGGCCAAAGCCUUGAAACUUUGAAGAGUAGCCGUCAGUCAAAGCAGCUUUAAGGCUCCAAAGCAAACGAACUGCAUGGCUUUUCCGGCAUGCAGCCAUCUGGAGUAAAUUACGGCUAAGCCAUGAGGCUCCUUACCACCCAAGGAUGUCCUCUUCUGAACGCAACUCACCCAGCCACGGGCAAGGAUCAGGAGGAACUGGGACUGGAUCGGGGGCGUCUACGUAUCGCACCCACCAGCGCCCACCUGAUGUUGAGGAGGCUCUCUCCUCGAUGCUAUGGACUCCUUAUGAGCGCACACCAGUCCCUAGCUCUUCGGAGGAGGAGGCCGAGGAGGAAGAUGACGACGAACGACUCAAUCGGCAGCUCCGCAAGUCGCACAGCAGCUAUGAAGCCUCGGACCUAAGCCGAUCGCAUCACCCCCACCUUUUCCCUACCUUCGCUCACCACCGACAGGUCCUGGAUAGCGGAUCCAAUGCCCUGCUCCUGCCCCCCGUGCCUUCGUUUCCGCCAUUUAGUUUGAGCGCCUUCGAUGCGGCCAUUUCUGGCUUCGAUUAUCUCGGGAAAAGCGGAUUUUCGAGUGACGGUGGCAGGCGAAACCGAUACUCGUUCCCCGCCUAUCUGGGUAGUCCUCCCGGCAAUACUCUCACCCAGUGGUGCUCCUCGGCUGCCGCCUCAAUCAAGGAGCCGCCCUCUUACGACUCAUUGUAUUCCUCCACCUCCGAAGCCAAAGGUGUUCCUCCGGCUCCGCCCGCCUCCCUGCUCCUCAAAGCCGGCGUGGGAGCGGGUCUCGAACCAUGUGAUAGAUCGCUACGAUCGCCAACGAAAAAAGCAGCAGCUGCCGCGGCAGAUAAGGAUCUGAAUAAGGAUGUGCAGGAGAUAGUAGGAUCCCAGGCUGCUCCACUAACGGCUAAAGUUCCCGCUGGACUGGGUCUAAAGCGCUCCUUUACGGAUGACUACAUAUCGCAGAACUGCGCUUCAUUCACGCCAGCAACACUAAGCAACACCGAGAAGACAGCAACUACUGAGGCGACGGAAACACAAAGCCAGAGCCAAGCAACGAAUGCGAGAUCACAACAAAGCGAGGAAAACUCCAGCGCAACGAAUUGCAUUAUCAAUGAACAGAGAAGCGAUGCAACAGCAGAAACAGCAACAUCAGCAGAAACUGCUGCAACAACAAAGCCGAACGAGGAAACCAGCUCAGUGGCAGUGCAGGUCAGUCAACCUGUUUCCUGUGCCGUGGCCGGCAGAGAGCCAAGAGCGGGCGAGAGAGCGGCUGGAGCAGCAAGCGAAGCAUCUGGCAGCGGGAGCAACGACAAGAGCAACAGCAACGAAAACGACAGGGGCAGCAGCAGCAACACCAGCAACACCAACUCUCGCUCAGCGAUCAGUCUCUCGGCAACUUACGGCGCGCGAACACCGAGCGCGAGUAGCAACUACGCCAGCAGCAACCACUACCGCAAAAGCAACUCGAGCAGCAGCAGCGUGCUGCGGCCUAACAAAUGUUUGGCAGAACUCGAGCGUCUCUAUGCCGAAUUUCGCGCGAGUGAAAGCAGAUUUGAAUCUGACAUAGCCAACGCCAAUAUGCGUGUGAGUGUGCCAGCCACCGAAGCUGCCCCUGCAACAGCAACAGCAAAUGUUGCUACUAGCAGCAGUGUGUUUCUCAAUGCAACUACCGACAAUCGAGUCGUCGACGAGGCCAAGAGCGUUACCCAUGUUGCUGUGUUGCCAGCAACGCCAACGGCCACCGCUAACAAGUCCUGCCAGCGACAGCCGAGCCUAACGAUCCAAGUGAACAACGGCAACAGCAACAGCAACAGCAACAACAACGGCAAUGGCAAUUGCAACGAUGGUAAUGGCAACAAUAACGGUACUAGCAACGGUAAUCGCGUCUCAGUCGCUUCUUCGCCCACGAGCAUCGUUAGCAACAACAACAACGGCGUGUGCGUUGUCAACUGCAGCUACACCCCCAAAAACAGCAGCAACACCAAUACCCCCACCAACAACAACAGCGUGGUGGAAAUCAAUAAUUGUGUGCCAGCAACCAAAGUGUUCAGUGCGAGUGUACAAAAUAAGUUGAAUAAUAAUUCAAGUCCAGAACCAAGUGUUCGGGACCACAGUGUCAAUAUUAUCAAUGUGAACCCGCGCACCUUCACUUCCAUCGAAUGCCAAACCGACGACCUUGCCACCAGCCCAGCCACCCAGUCGGAGACCCAGGAUCAGCAGCAGCAUCAGCAACUGCAGGAGCAGCAACAACAGAUCCGGACCCGCGAGCAACGUCGCCGCGAGAGGAGGGAGCGCCGGCAGCAGCAGCAACAACAGUUUCCGCCACAUCAUCCUCGGCGGCCCCCGCCUCCACCAUCCAUGCAACCACAGCUGCACCCGCCCCCGCAUCUCCACCACCCUCACCCACAUCCCGCUGCCUUGGGACUGGCGCGUGCUCUGUUGCCGGACAUCCUGCAUCCGCACUACCCGCCGCCGUACAGCGCUCUGCCUGUUCCGGUGGCGGUACCUGUGCCCGUGGCAGUGCCACCGCCGCCACCACCCGCUGCCCCCAGUGGUGGCCCGCCGCCGCCGCCUCCGGCGCUGGCGUCCGUGAUUUCGACGGUGCCACUGCCCGGGACGCUGCCACCACCCCUCAUGACGGACGGCCGCUUCACGUUGCCGCUGCCCAUCAUGCGCAGGUCUCCCUCUGAGAGAUCCGGCAAGGGAUGCUGCGGCCAGUGGUUCGCCGGACCGCCGCUGCGCGCCCUCAUAGCCGUCGUGGCCCUAGGGGGCGUGGCCUGCGCUCUAGGAGGAGCAGCAUUGGGGGCUACCAGCCUGGCCGGACCGCCAAACUCGCACCUGACCGCCGCCCUGCUUAUGAUCGGAGUCGGCGUGGUUUUGGUAACUGUAAGUGGGGCCGCUUGGAGAAUGACAGCGCCCGGGGGCCAGAGCUGCCUCGGACUCGGACUGGGCACUAGCGUGGACCUGGGCCGCUGCGGCCGCAGGCCUUGCAGCCGAGGAGGUGGGGCCCCGCACGGACUGCUUUACCCGGAGUUCCAGCAUCGCCCACCGCCACCCUCCUACCAGGCCAGCAUGCAGGAGUACCGGCUGAGACUUCUGUUGUUGGACCGCGAUCGCCAGAACGGGGUUGUGCGCGGCAACUCCCCGCCGCCCACUUAUCGAUCUCAUGCGGGCAGCCUGCUGAGGGCGCCUUUGACCACACUGCGCUCCGGCAUGGGCGGCGGCGGAGGCGGAGCUGGUGGAGCCGGUGGCACCAUCAGCAGCAGCAUGGGCGGAUCGGAGUACAGCCUGCCACCCAGCUACCGCUCCAGGAACGCAACGCCCGCCAGUCUCGUUUGCAGCGAACGGAACAUCGAGACGGCUCCAUCCGGAAGACUGCUGGCUAACGAGGAUCUGCAUAUGCCGGAGCCGUCGGUAGUGGAGCAGUUGCCGGACUAUGCAGCGAACACCCUGCUGACGUCCGCCAUCGUGGAGAUAGAGUCCUCCAACCGGGCGCCCGAGAGGCAGGCUACUGCGCGGGAGAGAGGGAAGGACCUGGUGACCAUUGUGACCAUCUCGCAGUCGCCCUCGGGGAGCGGCAGCCAGGCGCAGGCCCAGACCCAAGCUGGCCAGGCCAGUGCCCUCGAUCAGAUCGAUAUAUUGGCGCAUCUGUAGCGGUCCUGGGGACAUACCCCAGAGUCCGGACCACUCGUUAACCCAAAGGUAUUUAUUUGUACACGGAACUCACGCUGCUCCUAAACGACAAUGUAAUCUAAACCAAUAUCUGUAACUUGUAAUCUGUAGCGUUUAAAUCUUAAGAUAAGAUGUUUGUUGUACUUGAAUGUGUUGAAUUUAUUUUUGUAAGCAUUAAGGCCGAAGCGCGUAGUUAUUACGAAUUCUAGAUACAUGCAAUUAUACACAUACUACCCAUUGAAGUAUUAGAGUAUCCAAAAAGAAAAUGUUAAAAAUGGAGCGAGGAGAGAAGGAGGAACCCGAUACGAACUCAGCCCACUAUCGAAUUGUAAAUAGGAAAGUUUCGAAUGCAUUUGUAGCAUGUGUUAAGCCAAGUAACUAAAUAAAUACAACCAAGCCAGAUCAAAGAGCAGCACUAAGUAUAUGUAAUGAUAUGUAUGUAUGUUCGUGUAUCCCUCGGAUACACGAAACAUAACAAUCUCGCAACGGAACGCUACGGUGACAAAUUUGGCGCGCAUUUUCGGAAACCACGAAUAUCCAACACUGAAUACUAAACUUCGAUGUCGAUUUCGAUUUCUGAAUGCGUUUCGCACAAAAAAAAACAAAAAUAGUUAGACCUACCCCUAUGAUAAGUUACGACUAUAUGCGUGUCCUGCACGACUCUCACACACAAACACACACACGAACUAACUUAAAGUCCUUCCCUCUAAUAUGUGCAAGGCGACGUAAACUAAACAACAGAAAUAAAAAGAAAAAACCCAACAAAUCGUUGAAAAAUACCACAACA